ACGUGGUCGCGCUUGGUAUUGUCCGCCUCGGGCUGUUGGGGAAAAAACUGCAUGUGGAAGAAAAAAAAAGUGAGGAGAGAACAAAGAAAUCAGAGUCUAUUUAAAGAGGAGCAGCCCGUGAGUCCCGCACUGCGCCCCGCACUGCGCCCCGCACGCACCGCUGCGCCCUGCACCCAGCCGCCCGUGCACCCCCUCGGCUCCGGACCGCGGAGAGGAUGCGGACUUCCCUGGUCGUGUGCUGCUGCGUCUUUGCGCUGCAAUGCCUCCCGAGCGCGCUGUGCCUCCCGGUGCGGGGGUCCGGCCGCUACAAGGUGGCACCGGUCUCUGAGAAGUUCCCCGACCUGAAGAAGAGAGGGAAGGCUCCUCACGCUCAGGACUUGGUGAAGGAGACCAGUCUGUCAAACAACACAUGGAACCGGCCGCGCUGUGGCGUACCCGACUACCCCGCCCAGAAGGGGGUGCACCAUCAUGGACGACCCCGCCAGAGACGCUUUGUCCUCUACGGAGGACGUUUGGACAGAACGGACCUCACCUACAGGAUCGUGAGGUUCCCGUGGCAGAUGGGCGAGGAGAAGGUCCGACGUGUCUUCAGGGAAGCGCUGCAGAUCUGGAGCGACGUCACCCCGCUCACCUUCACCGAGGUCCACAGCGGGAAGGCCGACAUCCGCAUCGACUUCACCAGAUACUGGCACGGAGACAACCUCCCGUUCGACGGCCCGGGUGGGAUCCUCGCUCACGCUUUCUUCCCCAGGACCCACCGACAGGGGGACGUCCACUUCGACUAUGACGAGUCCUGGACGCUUGGAAACCACAUGGGCACAGACCUUCUCCAGGUCGCCGCCCAUGAGUUCGGGCACGUCCUGGGCCUGCAGCACUCACGCGAGCCAGGAGCCAUCAUGUCCGCAUACUACACCUUCUCCUACCCGCUGAGGCUGAGCGAGGACGACAAGCAGGGCAUCCAGUAUCUGUACGGAGCUCGUCCACAAGUCCCGCCCACGCCGCCACCACCCCCGCCCCCGCCCCCGCCCACCCCUCCUCCCUCCAACCCGGAGACCAACGAGAUCCUCACCAAUCCCGACGCCUGCCAGACGGACUUUGAUGCCGUGUCUAUGAUCCGAGGGGAGCUGUUCUUCUUCAAGUCGGGCUAUGUGUGGCGGAUCCGGGACGGGCACCUGGAGAGCGGCUACCCGGCGCUGGCGUCCCGGCACUGGAGGGGGAUUCCCGACAACAUCGACGCCGCCUUUGAAGACAAGUCGGGGAACAUUUGGUUCUUUCAAGGUGAGAACUACUGGGUGUUCGAUGCCGAGAUGCGGAUCCGAGGGCCGGAGUCCAUCCGCAGCCUGGGCCUGUCGGUGUCCGGGGUCCAGGCGGCGCUGCGCUGGGGCCACGACUCCAACUUCAACACCUACUUCUUCAAGUCCGGCAGCUACUGGAGGUUCAGCCCCCGAGAGAACCGCCUGGAGUCGGUGUACCCGCGCAGCAUGCAGGACUGGAGCGGCGUCCCCGAGGACGUGGACGCAGCUUUCAGGGACGUCUACGGCUACGCUCACUUCAUCCGAGGACGACAGUACUGGAAGUUUGACCCCGUGGGUAUGAACUCUCUGGAGGGAUACCCCCGCUACAUCGGCAUGGACUUUUUCGGCUGCAGGAACGCGUGAGUCUUCGGCAUCGGAAGAAUCAGGCGACUUUUUUGUUUUUGUUUUUGUUUCUUUUUGACAAUGAAGAGGAUUGACCUCCUUUGAAUCUGUCUGUGCUUUACUCCAUUCAUUGGUUCUCAGAUCGACUUCAGCUUCUUCUCAGGAAAACCAAGCGACCUUUCCUCAGACCUGGCUGAAGCAGCAGCAGCAGUGAUGGCUCACAGCUUCACUCAGGAGUAUUUUCAGAUCCCUGUGGUGACCCGAGCGUACACGACGGCCUGCGUCCUCACCACUGCUGCCGUGCAACUUGACGUCAUCUCCCCCUUUCAGCUCUACUUCAACCCCGACCUCAUCAUCCGCAGAUACCAGAUAUGGCGUCUGGUCACCAGCUUCCUGUUCUUUGGUUCUCUCGGAUUCAGUUUCAUAUUCAACAUCAUCUUUCUGUAUCGAUACUGUCGGAUGCUGGAGGAAGGUUGUUUCCGGGGAAGGACGGCAGAUUUCGUUUUCAUGUUCCUGUUCGGAGGAGUCGUGAUGACCCUGCUCGGUCUGAUGGCCGACGUCUUCUUCCUGGGUCAGGCCUUCAUCGUCAUGCUGGUGUACGUGUGGAGCAGAAGACAUCCGCUCAUACGCAUGAACUUCUUCGGCCUCCUCGACUUCCAGGCCCCGUUCCUCCCCUGGGUGCUCAUGGGGUUUUCACUGCUGCUCGGAAACUCCGUGGUGGUCGACCUCCUGGGCAUCAGCGUCGGCCACAUGUACUACUUCCUGGAGGACGUGUUUCCAAACCAGCCGGGAGGAAAGAAGCUGCUGACGACACCGGAGCUUCUGCAAGCGAUGUUUGACGACCAGCAGCCGGACGAGGAGCCGCACGACUUCAGCUAAGAGCCCGAGAUCAUCGGGAAUCUGCUAAAUGAGCCGGUGAAGUCAGAAGACGAGCCCGGAGGAAACUUAAUCACAGAACAUUUUGUCUUUUCUUUUUUACGAUUUUGGGAUUCGAUGACACCGGAUGUUUGAAUUUGGUGAAUUUGCACUUUGAGGGCUGAGGGGACUGAACCAGUGACCCCCCCCCCCCCC
This is a messenger RNA of Platichthys flesus (European flounder), 2708 nucleotides long. RefSeq names its product matrix metallopeptidase 11a (gene mmp11a). The record is from RefSeq and is a predicted model, not a curated record. Gene Ontology annotation, biological process: endoplasmic reticulum unfolded protein response. Gene Ontology annotation, molecular function: metalloendopeptidase activity; ubiquitin-specific protease binding; zinc ion binding. Lineage: Eukaryota; Metazoa; Chordata; Actinopteri; Pleuronectiformes; Pleuronectidae. The transcript has 16 exons. Gene Ontology annotation, cellular component: extracellular matrix; endoplasmic reticulum membrane; Hrd1p ubiquitin ligase ERAD-L complex.